This is a messenger RNA of Sorex fumeus (smoky shrew), 1012 nucleotides long. RefSeq names its product transmembrane protein 231 (gene TMEM231). Lineage: Eukaryota; Metazoa; Chordata; Mammalia; Eulipotyphla; Soricidae. Bases 3 to 953 code for a protein of 316 amino acids. The transcript is spliced from 7 exons. The record is from RefSeq and is a predicted model, not a curated record. Gene Ontology annotation, cellular component: ciliary membrane; ciliary transition zone. Gene Ontology annotation, biological process: cilium assembly; regulation of protein localization.
CGAUGGCUCUCUACGAGCUCUUCUCUCACCCCGCCGAGCGCGGCUACCGCGCGGGCCUCUGCUCCAAGGCCGCGCUGUUCCUGCUGCUGGCCGCCGUGCUCACCUACAUCCCGCCGCUGCUGGUGGCCUUCCGGAGCCACGGCUUCUGGCCCAAGCGCAGCAGCUACGAGGAGCAGCCGAGCGUGCGCUUCCAGCACCAGGUGCUGCUCGUGGCCCUGCUGGCGCCCGGCAGCGACGGCUUCCUGGCCUGGAGCACGUUUCCCGCCUUCAACCGCCUGCAGGGCGAUCACCUGCGCAUCCCGCUCGUCUCGGCCAGAGAAGAGGACCGGAACCAGGACGGGAAGCCCGACGUGCUGCACUUUAGGCUGGAGCUGCCGCUGCGGGCGACAGAGCACGUGUUGGGCGUGCAGCUCAUCCUGACGUUCUCCUACCAGUUGCACAGGAUGUCCACGCUGGUGAUGCAGAGCAUGGCUUACCUGCAGUCGUCCUUCGCCGUGCCGGGCUCCCAGGUCUACGUGAACGGAGAGCUGAGACUCCAGCAGAAGCAGCCACUCGGCUCCAGCGGCCUGGACACGCGCUACAACGUGUCAGUCAUUAACGGGACCAGCCCCUUUGCCUGGGAUUAUGACCUGACACGCAUUGUCGCUGCCUACCAGGAGAGGAAUGUCACCACUGUCCUGACCGUCCCCAACCCCGUCUGGCUGGUGGGCAGGGCCGCCGAGGCUCCGUUUGUGAUUGAUGCUGUGAUCCGGUACCCACUGGAAGUCAUCGAAUAUCCUUUCAGGUUCUGGGAAAUGAUCAAGUUCGCCUGGAUCCAGUAUGUCAGCAUCCUGCUCAUCUUUCUCUGGGUAUUUGAGAGAAUCAAGAGAUUUGUGUUUCAGAAUCAGGUGGUGACCACCGUCCCUGUCCCAGUCCUGUUACCCGGUGAGCUGCGGAAGGAGCACUUAGCCUGAGGACCCCUUGAGUGCACUGGGCAGGUCCUGCCUACCUCACCGUCCCUGGAGAACAGCCU